Messenger RNA from Amoebophrya sp. A25, 360 nucleotides. Lineage: Eukaryota; Dinophyceae; Syndiniales; Amoebophryaceae. The record is from the annotation of a GenBank genome assembly.
AUGUUGAAGGACGAAGAAGAUGAUGCUUGUUCGAUUGAUGUUGUUGCGUCUCCGGUUGCAAGGCGGAGGUUGGGCGGUGUAGCUGUUGUAGACGUAGGAGGUAAACAUCAGAAAGAGGCGCUAGGAGGUAAACAUCAGAAAACAUCUUCCAAGGCGUUCUGGGCAUCUCCAAAUCAAGACAAUCUCAGAAAAAUUCCUGAUAAAAUUGGUCACAGCUGCUGGAAGAUCGAAAAAGUCACCAACAUUACCCACAACAUGAACCACGGCGACGACCCAAAGGUACAGGAACAAACGUUUGCUAUCGCCAAUAAAGCCCUCGAGCGGCACAGGAAAGAUGAAGCUGCUAAGAGCCGAAGAAAG